AUGGCGGCCAGUGACUCUUUUGAAACACGCCUCUUCAUCAAUGUCCACGAAGCCAGUGAAGGUGAUGUAGACGAUGCCGUCGCAGCAGCAAAGGCCGCAUUCCCAACCUGGAGGGACCUCAGUCCCGCCGAGCGAGGAGGCUAUCUUCGCCGAUUCGCAGACCUCCUACUCGAGGCUCACGAGACCUUAGCCCAGAUCGAAGCUGUUUCCAGUGGGAAACCCGUAAGCCAAUUCUUCGAGAGCUUCGUCGCUGCUGACUUCUUCCGCUACUUUUCCGAGGCGGGCUGGAAUGCCCAAGGUACGACCAGUCUGCAUACCAGGGACCAUUUGAAUCUGUCGCUCAGGGCACCAUAUGGCGUUGUUGCUUGUAUCACCCCGUGGAAUCUGCCCAUUCUACUGUUCGCCUAUAAGGUUGCUCCCGCGCUCGCGGCAGGCAACACAGUCGUGCAUAAGAGUAGCGAAAAGUCGCCGCUGGCAGCAACAUUUCUAGCUACGUUGGUUGCGAAGGCAGGGUUCCCCUCGGGCGUGUUGAACAUGAUCUCCGGCUACGGAUCACCGGCCGGUUCCUCCCUGGCGUCUCACCUUCAAGUGCGCUGUCUCAGCUUCACGGGAUCUCCACAAACAGGGCAGAAGAUCCAGGCGGCCGCAGCGGCAUCGAACAUGAAGCAUGUGCACUUGGAAUUAGGCGGAAAAUCGCCGUCUCUGGUCUUCCACGACGCGGAUAUUCAGGCGGCCGCUGAGCAAACCGCCACCAGCCUGACCUUCUUAAGUGGACAGAGCUGCAUAGCCAACUCUCGGAUCUACAUCCAGGACUCGGUCGCGGAUGAGUUCAUCGCUCUAUUCAAGAGCGCCUUUUCCUCAGCCCGGGCGGGGAAUCCGCUUGAUGCAGCCGUCUCGCGCGGCCCUCAGAUCGACGAGCAGCAACAUGAUCGAAUCAAGUCAUAUAUUGAGAUCGGCCAGCGAGACGGCACGCUCACGCUUGGUGGAGGCUCAGGACCAGGCCUCUUCAUCGAACCCACUGUCAUUGAAGACAUAACGGAGACCUCGCCGCUAAUGCAGGAAGAGGUUUUUGGACCGGUUGUUGCUAUCAACCGCUUCCACACCGAAGCCGAGGCCAUCAAUUACGCCAACCAGUCCGAGUUUGGACUCUACGCCUCCGUCUUCACCAGGGACCUCGACCGUGCCGUGCGGGUCUCCAAGCUCCUAGAGGCGGGGACCGUGGCUGUCAACUGUACCAGUCCGACCAUGGCGAUGGAUAUGCCGUUUGGCGGAUACAAAACAAGUGGUGUUGGUAGAGAGGGAUACCUGCACAGUUUGGACAACUUUUUAGAAACCAAAUCAAUUCUUAUGCGUAUUGGGCGGGCGUAG
Molecule: messenger RNA, 1368 nt
Organism: Penicillium manginii
Lineage: Eukaryota; Fungi; Ascomycota; Eurotiomycetes; Eurotiales; Aspergillaceae
Product: aldehyde dehydrogenase family protein
Exons: 3
Coding region: 1-1368 (455 amino acids)
Molecular function (GO): aldehyde dehydrogenase (NAD+) activity
Source: RefSeq, a predicted model, not a curated record